CGCAAGGCAGUCUGGCAACUACGUACCCACGCGCUCGUAAACUUUUCAGUUUCGGUACCAGCGAAGUGACACAUUAUUUCACAGAAAAAGCAUGUUAUCUAAGUUAUUAUCACGUUCUCUUCCCAGGUUUUAUACGUCAGCGGUGUGUUCCUCUCAUAAAGCAGCUUACAGGCCGGAAGUCUUAAGAAUAGUCGAGAACAAAACAGCUUUCUGCGAAUGUCGACGAUAUCAAAGCACCGACAAAAACAAAAGGUGGAAAGUGCCGGUGACCUGGAAAAGUUUGGGCUACACCUGCGCUGUCGGGGGCGUCAUACUAGCCUGGAUGAUGUACGUGAAGAGGGAAAAACGAUUAGCGAUCGAGAAGGAACGAAAACGAGCACUAGGUAAGGCUUCUAUUGGAGGCCGCUUUGAACUUGUUGAUCACAACAACCAGCCGAAGAAGAGCGAAGACUUCUUUGGGAAAUGGCUCCUCAUCUACUUUGGAUUUACCCACUGCCCAGACAUCUGUCCCGACGAGUUGGAGAAGCUGGGCAAGGUUAUUGACACCUUAGGUGAACAAGAUAAGGACUUUCCAAUCCAGCCCCUGUUCAUAAGCAUCGACCCAGAGCGGGACGACGUCAAGGCGGUUGCAGCUUACGUGAAAGAGUUCCACCCCAAGAUCUUGGGACUCACGGGUUCUAUAGAGCAAGUACAGAAAGCGUCCAGGUCGUUCAGGGUGUACUUCAGCGCCGGACCGAGGGACGAGGAGGAAGAUUACAUUGUCGACCACACCGUCAUCAUGUACCUGGUGGAUCCCGACGGCGAUUUCGUAGAUUACUACGGGCAAAACCGUACGGCCAAACAAAUAGCCAACGCCAUUCAUCUGCAGCACAUCAAGUACAAGAAGGCCAAGGGAGAUUCGUGGUUCUGAAGUCUUUGCAUAGUCACAACAUUUCUGUACAUAGCAGGCAAAUGCACGUUAGUUUGAAAAUGUU
This is a messenger RNA of Ornithodoros turicata, 974 nucleotides long. RefSeq names its product protein SCO1 homolog, mitochondrial-like (gene Scox). Gene Ontology annotation, biological process: mitochondrial respiratory chain complex IV assembly; intracellular copper ion homeostasis. Lineage: Eukaryota; Metazoa; Arthropoda; Arachnida; Ixodida; Argasidae. Bases 92 to 910 code for a protein of 272 amino acids. The record is from RefSeq and is a predicted model, not a curated record. Gene Ontology annotation, molecular function: copper chaperone activity; copper ion binding. Gene Ontology annotation, cellular component: mitochondrial inner membrane. The transcript is spliced from 7 exons.